Protobothrops mucrosquamatus (brown spotted pit viper) is the source of this 1876-nucleotide messenger RNA. RefSeq names its product dnaJ homolog subfamily C member 3-like. NCBI's taxonomy places the organism in Eukaryota, Metazoa, Chordata, Lepidosauria, Squamata, Viperidae. The transcript is spliced from 11 exons. Bases 6 to 1442 code for a protein of 478 amino acids. The record is from RefSeq and is a predicted model, not a curated record. Gene Ontology annotation, cellular component: endoplasmic reticulum. Gene Ontology annotation, molecular function: misfolded protein binding; protein-folding chaperone binding. Gene Ontology annotation, biological process: protein folding in endoplasmic reticulum.
GGGACAUGGAGUCCGGGCAGCAGCCGGUGUGGCGCAGCCUGGGGCUGCUUGGGCGAAGCGCGGAGGGUCCCGGGCUCGGUCCGGGCAACUGUGAGAAGAGGCUGCUGUGGGCCGCUUCGUUGCUGUGCGUCUUGUUGGAUCUACAGUUGCCAGGUUUGUUGGCUGCCGGACAAGCUGAGAUUGACAACCAUCUAGAAAUGGGUCGGAAGCUACUGGCUGCUGGGCAGCUGGCCGAAGCCCUCUCACACUAUCAUUCGGCAGUGGAAAUUGAUCCGAAAAAUUACCUUACCUAUUACAAACGAGCCACCAUUUACCUGGCUAUGGGCAAGUUUAAAUCAGCGUUGCCGGAUCUCUCGAAAGCAAUUGAACUCAAGCCAGACUUCCUGGCGGCCCGGCUUCAGCGAGGCAACAUCCUUCUCAAACAAGGGCACACCCAGGAAGCAAAACAAGAUUUUGAAGCCGUGCUCAAGAGCAAUCCGGAGGAUGCAGAAGCCCAGAGCCAGUUGUCCAGGGUCAUGGAGCAAGAAUUUUCCAUGCAAGAAGCUCAGACUGCUUUUCAGAAAAAAAACUAUCUGGGAGCAGUCAGUUUUCUGGAUCGAGUAAUUGAGAUCUCCCCUUGGGAUCCAGAACCCAAAGAGCUGCGCUCCGAGUGCUACCUCCAUCUUGGGGAUUACAACAAGGCCAUCAUGGACCUGAAGCCCACCACUAAGCUGCGGAAUGACAACAGGGCCGCCUUCCUUAAGCUCAGCAAGCUCUAUUACAACUUGGGAGAACAAGAAGAGUCCUUAACAUAUGCAGAUGCCAUUGAGAAGUACAAAGCAGCCAUGAAAACAGAACCCAAUGUAGAGAUCUACACCAUAAAAGCAAAAGGACAGAUCUGCCACUGCUUAUCCAAGAGCAAACGGGUUGCAGAAGCAAUAGAUCUCUGCAGUGAAGCCCACCAGCUUGACCCCAGAAAUACCUUCGUCCUGCGCGACAGAGCAGAGGCCUUCAUCCUGAACGAAGAAUUUGAGAAAGCCAUUGAAGAUUAUCAAGAAGCGAAAGAAUUUGAUGCUGAAAAUGAGGAAUUAAAAGAGGGACUAGAGAGGGCACAAAAACUGCUGAAACAGUCCAAGAAGAGGAACUAUUACAAAAUCCUUGGAAUUCAGAGAAAUGCAAACAAGCAGGAGAUCAUCAAAGCAUACCGAAAGCUGGCUCAGCAAUGGCACCCUGACAAUUUCCAGUCGGAAGAUGAGAAGAAGGAAGCCGAGAAAAGAUUCAUUGACAUCGCGGCUGCUAAAGAGGUCCUGAUAGAUCCAGAAAUGCGACAGAAAUUUGACUCUGGGGAGGAUCCUUUAGACCCAGAGAAUCAACAAGGAGGAUCAGGACAUCAGCACCAGUGGGCGUCCGAAUUUAACCCCUUUGGCUCCGGGAACUUUCAUUUUAAGUUUCAUUUUAAUUAAUCCGCCUGAGCCCCGAACACCUUGGCCAGUGAGUUGACGCACAAAGAGGACAAUAACAACUCCUACGCAGUGGAGGCAGGGAAGGAGGUUAGUUUCCUUAUUUAUAUAUUCAAGUAUCCCUUUCCAGAUGAGCAGAAGUUUGUUCCUCGAGAUAAUAACCAGGACCCCCAAGGAAGAUGGUGACCUCUCGCUUCUUGACUGUGACUCCCACAAAACAGUGACUGGCAAAAGGGUUUUACGAAUGCAUGCAGAGCCUUAAACCCCGUCUGUGAAUCCUGCCUUUCUUAGGGACAUUUUCAAAGUUAGGUUGAGCUUCAUCGUUCCAGUCCACCUAAACAUUUCUCAAGUUCUUCUUUGCACUUGAAAGACCGGAAGAAGUUCUGCCAACCUGACAAUUCGCAACCCUUUGCCACGGAAACCGUUCAUUUUUAAAU